Schizosaccharomyces cryophilus OY26 is the source of this 3587-nucleotide messenger RNA. RefSeq names its product alpha-mannosidase. Gene Ontology annotation, biological process: mannose metabolic process; oligosaccharide catabolic process. Gene Ontology annotation, cellular component: fungal-type vacuole membrane. The record is from RefSeq and is a predicted model, not a curated record. The coding region runs from base 310 to 3549 and encodes 1079 amino acids. The transcript has a single exon. Gene Ontology annotation, molecular function: alpha-mannosidase activity; carbohydrate binding. Lineage: Eukaryota; Fungi; Ascomycota; Schizosaccharomycetes; Schizosaccharomycetales; Schizosaccharomycetaceae.
CAUAGCCCUAGGACGACCAUUGCUACCCAUGACGAUUAUUUACGUGGUUAUUACUAUAUUUCUUAAAGGGUGAACUGCUUGCUUUACAAGUUGAAUAAAACCGAAUUCGCUUUAAUCAAAUUAUAUUUCAUAAACAUAAUUCUAGUCUAAGGAAAUCGUCCUCGUCCUCUAUUGUUGAGAAAUUUAGCUGCAAUUGAACUUUUAUAAGCCUCAUUAAACCCUCGUCCAGUUCUAAGCGUCUUGCAAUUGAAACACUUUUGCUGAUCAUCCUUCUUUUUCAAUUGUUUUUUACAAAAGAUAAUUACUGAUAUGAGUUGCUAUCCAGUCCACAACAAUACUCCAGUUGCAAAACAAGUCGAUUCGAUCUACGAAAGUCAUCUUGAUCAAUUCCUUUCAGAAGGAGAAUAUAAAAAGUUUAAUCUUCCGCAUUUAUACGAUCAUCAGCGUAUUGACCACUCUAUUAAAGAUGUCGAAAAUGACCCCUCAAGGGGAUAUGUGAAUUUAAAGGUUUACUCGGUUCCCAAUUUGAAACGACCUAACGUUAAUGAAAUCAUUGGUAAAGUAGACUUCGAACAAGUUGCUUAUAAGGGAGACGUAUUUGGUCCUAGUUGGACUACCUUUUGGGUCCAAGUUGAAAUUCGUAUUCCUGAUGCAUGGUCGGAUUAUGAGCAAGUAAUCUUUGAAUGGGAUUGCGAUAAUGAGGGUCUAGUUUACACAGAAGAUCGUCAGCCAGCUCAAGCAUUCAGCGGCUCUGAAAGAACCGAAUACAUUCUUCCUGAACAAUGGCAACGGGAUCACAAUAUCCAUAUUUUCUAUAUCGAAAUGGCAUGCAAUGGGAUGUUUGGUUGCGGAUCUACCGACCAAAUUGCCCCACCUGAUCCCGAUCGUUAUUUUGUGCUCAAAAAAGCAGAUCUCGUAGUUCCUAAUUUACAAGCUCGAGCAUUGCGCUGUGAUUUCAUGAUACUACAGCAAAGUGCUAAGGAAUUCCCAUCAAGCUCUUGGCAAAAAUUCAGAGCAAGACAGCUCUGUAACGAAAUAAUGAAUAAAUUCCUCCCUGAGGAAGGUUCUUCUAUUGAAGAAUGUAGAUCUCUUGCGAAACUAUACCUUGGAGAGCAUAUCGACUCCGAAAACGUUGAAGAAACAAAUACUAAUCAAACAAAGGUGUAUGCAGUCGGUCAUUGUCAUAUUGAUACAGCCUGGCUUUGGCCUUUUGCAGAGACAAGACGCAAAAUAGUACGGUCGUGGACUACGCAAUUAAAUCUGCUGGAUAGGUAUCCAGAGUAUCGUUUUGUCUGCUCUCAAGCUCAGCAAUAUGAAUGGUUAAAAGAAGACCAUCCAGAAACCUACGAACGACUGAAGAAAUACGUUGCUAGUCAGCGUUUCUUGCCCAUUGGUGGAAGCUGGGUUGAACAUGAUACUAAUCUUCCUUGCGGUGAGUCUCUCAUACGUCAAUUCCUUUUUGGCCAACGCUUCUUCAAAUCUGAAUUUGAUAUUUAUUGCGACACUUUUUGGUUACCAGAUACAUUUGGUUAUUCUAGUCAGAUACCACAGAUUUGCCGUCUUGCUGGUAUGAGUAGGUUUUUGACUCAAAAGCUUUCGUGGAAUAACAUUAAUUCUUUUCCUCAUACUACUUUCAAUUGGGUUGCACUGGAUGGAUCUCAAGUCCUGUGUCAUAUGCCACCUGCAGAUACCUAUACGGCAGACACAAACGUCUCAGACAUAAUUCACUCUGUUUCUCAACACAAAAACUUAGCCAACGAUCAGGCUGGUCUACUAGUGUUUGGAAUUGGCGACGGAGGGGGUGGACCUACUCCUGAAAUGCUAGAAAAACUUCGUCGAUGUAAGGGAGUUGCUAACACAGUGGGACUUCUACCUGAUAUUAAAUUUGGAAAUUCGGUUGAUGAUUUUUUUGAUGGAAUCUUCAAACGCACGAGUAAUGCUGCAACAUUACCCUCAUGGGUAGGCGAGUUAUAUUUUGAAUUCCAUCGAGGUACUUAUGUGACACAGUCAGAACUUAAAUCUGCAAUGAGAAAGGCAGAGUUUUCACUCCAUGAUUUGGAGUAUUUUGCUACUCUGGCCUUUAUUCGCAUUCCUAAUUUCAAAUAUCCCUUUCAAGAAAUCAACCAACUAUGGAAAACAACUUUGUUAUGUCAAUUCCAUGAUGUCCUUCCUGGAUCCUGUAUUCAAAUGGUUUAUGACGACGCGAUACCUAUGAUGCAGAACGUCUUCCAGUCAUCGGAAAAAUUGAUCAAAAAUAUUCUAGAUCAGUUAGGAUUCAGACAAAUCACAAAUCAUAAUAUUUUGCCCGAUUACCUUCUAAGCACUUUACCUUGGAAUGUAGGAGGUGUCGUGGACGAAAGUGUACAAGCGAGUCCUGUAUCCUUUUAUGAAGCAAAUAAAAACCCAAAUAUUUUAGCACGUUCAGAUAACACAGUUAAACAUCCAGCUCGAGCCUAUGAGUCAAAUGGAUGCUUGGUACUUCGCACGGAUAAGCUUUUAGUUCGAAUUUCCAAAGCUGGGUUAAUUAAGAGCAUUCACGAUUUAGAGAAUGACAGAGAAGUUCUCGAUCUAAAAUCCGGGAUUAACAAAACUGGUGCCAAUCAGUAUGUAAUCUUUCAGGAUACUCCUUUGAGUUUUCCAGCUUGGGACACUGAAAUUUUUUCGCUAGAUAAAUAUCGACUCCUUACAGAAGGGAAGGCGCAACUUUAUGAAACAGGACCUCUUAAAGCCUCAGUACUCGUAGAAACUCCUAUUAGUGAAAAUAGCAGUAUAAAAACCAUCAUUUCAUUGUCAGGUUUUAAUAAUGAUGCUGAUCGUCCAAGUGUCGACUUCUCUUGUGAAGUUGAUUGGCACGAAGAUUACAAAUUCUUAAAAGUCGAGUUUCCUGUGGACAUCCAUGCGGAAUAUGCUAGCUACGAGACUCAGUUUGGUAUCACACGCAGACCCACGCACUAUAACACGUCCUGGGAUAUUGCAAAAUUUGAAGUGUGUCAUCACAAGUUUGCGGACUAUUCCGAGUAUAAUUAUGGAGUCUCUAUAAUGAAUGAUUGCAAGUAUGGAUUUUCUGUGCAUGGGAACUUAAUGCGACUCUCAUUAUUAAGGUCUCCAAAGCAACCGGAUGCUCAUGCUGAUAUGGGUAAGCAUUACUUCCGUUAUUCACUUUUGCCUCAUAAAGGUGGACUUAGUCCAGAAAUCGUAAGAGCAGCUUACAAGCUCAAUAGUCUCUUUAGAUUUGUCAACAAGAAUUCUAUUGAGACAAAUACAGAAGCUUUGGACUUUAUCCGAGUGGAAGGUGAUGAAAGCAUAAUUUUGAGUAACGUCAAGAAAGCUGAGGAUGAGAAUGCCAUUAUUAUUCGUAUUUAUGAGUCAUUAGGAGGUAAGUCCAGAUGCAGAUUGACAUUGAGAAAUUGUGGAAUUAAGAGCGCUACCAAGUGCAAUAUUUUAGAAGAAGACAUAGGGCAAGUCAACUUACAAAAAGAUGAAGCUGAUUGCUCCUUGCAGAUUGAGCUAAGGGCUUUUGAAAUAGCAUCAUUUAAACUGACUUUAUAAAUUUACGAAUUAGAUGAGCCGAAUAAGAUUGUUAUGAU